CAUACAAUCGGCACAAUGGAGGAACGAGACGAGAAUACAUUUAGUUUUCUAAAAGUAAAACCAAGUCAUCAACAACGGUGACUGGAAAUGAUCUCCUUCUGUUAGUAUUCUUGUGCAUUCGUAGCUAACGUGCAAGCAGGGCAGGCGACAAACAGACAAGUGUCGACAUUGUGCAUUUUCCACUUCAACCUAAUUGUCCGCCCUAAUUGACCAACUUUCUUUUCUACCCACUUACGGAAACAUCAUGAAAACAGAACUGAUUCAUUCAUACAGCACUGCUAGCCUUUCGGCACUGGCAAAAUCUGACUCUUCUCUGAGUCUUAGUGCCGAAUUUCAUCCUGGAGGGUACUCCUCCAGUCCCCAACCACCUGAAACAAAGAGUUCGAAUCUCGAUUUGGCAAAAGCCGUGGCCAGAGAAUGGUGGGUGAAAACUGCCCGACGGAAAACGAUUGAACGAAAGUUUCCCAUGAUACGUUGGCUCCCAAAUUAUUCGACCGACAAAUUGGUGUCAGAUAUUGUUGCAGGGUUCACCGUAGGUCUUACCAUUCUACCCCAGGGCUUAGCCUACGCUCAAGUGGCUGGCUUACCACCUCAGUAUGGUCUUUAUUCUGGUUUCGUUGGCUGUUUUGUCUACAUUCUGCUUGGAGGAACGGCCGAGGUGACUAUAGGUCCCACCGCAAUAAUGAGCAUCAUAACUUAUACAUAUACACAUGGAAAACCGCCGGCUUUCAGCGUCAUACUAUGUUUUAUCACAGGCGUCGUCACGCUCCUCAUGGGUGCUUUUCAACUCGGUUUCAUUGUUAAUUUCAUCUCUACUCCCGUAAAUUCUGGAUUUACAAGCGCGGCGGCGAUCACAAUUUGCUCGACGCAAAUUAAAGGGUUGCUUGGGCUCAAAUUUGCAGCAGAAGGAUUUUUACCCACAAUUAAAGGAGCGAUUCAGCAUAUCUAUGAAGUUCGGUUGUCCGAUUCCAUCCUCAGCUUGAUUUGCAUCAUCUCUCUGCUUGUUUUAAUGAAGUUGCAACUCUUGCUUCGAUUCGUGACCAAUCGUAUUCCCAUUUUAAAUCAACCAUUGUGGUUUAUCAGCACGGCAAGAAACGCCAUAAUUGUGAUAGUUUGCACUGCUGUGGCAGCAGGUAUUGGACCCAGUCAACCAUUUUCAAUUGUCGGCCACAUUGUCCCAGGCCUCCCAGAAUUUGCUUCGCCACCGUUUACCAUUCAGGAUCCUGCGACGAAUGUAACAUAUUCAUUUACCGACAUACUUCAGGAGGAAGCUAGUGCUCUUGUCGUUCUCCCUCUUCUUAGCAUCAUGGAACAUAUAACGAUUGCAAAGGCGUUCGCUCGGCCCGAAAAUCCUAUUGAUGCUUCUCAGGAGAUGCUUUCCAUUGGAAUCUCGAACAUAAUUGGAAGUUUCUUUAGUUCCAUGCCCAUUACCGGAAGUUUUUCAAGAACCACAGUGAAUGCGAUGUCAGGUGCAAAAAGUCCUCUAGGAGGGCUUGUGACAGGAGCGAUGGUUAUUUUGGCCCUUCGGUUUCUGACUCCUUAUUUCUACUAUAUACCAAAGGCUAGUCUGGCUGCAGUUAUCGUUUGUGCGGUGAUAUUCAUGGUCGACUUGGAUGUGAUUAAACCUAUGUGGAGAAGCAAAAAAAUGGAAUUUGUUCCCUGGAGUUUGACUUUCAUCGUUUCUCUGUUCGUGGGUUUGGAGUGGGGAAUGAUGACUGGAUUCAUCAUUAGCGUUGUAUAUCUUUUAUAUUACGCCGCCAAACCUGGUGUUAAAGUCAAGAAAGGAUAUACGAGCUGCGGAAACGAGUUUCUUCUUGUGGAGCUUGAUCGCUCGAUUACUUUUCCAUCGCUAGAAUAUAUAAAAUAUGUAAUAUCCAAAUCAAGCAUAUCGUGGGGAAAGAAUAAGCUUCCUAUGGUGGUGGAUUGUAACCAUGUCCAAUUUCUGGACUAUACGGCUGCCAACGGUUUGAAAGAUGUAGUACAACAAUUUAAGAAACGGCGUCAGCCAAUAGUGAUGUAUAAAAUGAAAUCAAGUAUAAUUCGAACCCUGGUUGGUGCGAUGCCAGCCCCGGAGAAUCUGGAAUCAGAUGACGCAGGAUUCAGAAUUUGCAGAAGCGAGUCUGAACUGGAGCAAUUCAUCGAUGAAGUGUCCCAGGCUAUUUCAAGGACAGAGGUUUUAGAACAAAAAGAAGUAGGUACAGAAGAUGUCACGGUGGAUGUCCAUACUCCUCUCCCACACCACAGAAAUAAAUAUAAUUCUUUCCCUUUAAACUAAUUAAUAGUCAGGAAACCUACAAAGUUUAAUAAUUUUUGAAUUUGUAUAAAAUGUAAACUACACAAUAAUAAACUGAGUUACUAUUUAUUAAGACCAUAAUAAA
Folsomia candida is the source of this 2378-nucleotide messenger RNA. Its product is annotated as sodium-independent sulfate anion transporter. Bases 245 to 2275 code for a protein of 676 amino acids. Gene Ontology annotation, cellular component: membrane. The record is from RefSeq and is a predicted model, not a curated record. The transcript is spliced from 17 exons. Gene Ontology annotation, molecular function: sulfate transmembrane transporter activity. NCBI's taxonomy places the organism in Eukaryota, Metazoa, Arthropoda, Collembola, Entomobryomorpha, Isotomidae. Gene Ontology annotation, biological process: transmembrane transport.